This is a messenger RNA of Blepharisma stoltei, 294 nucleotides long. NCBI's taxonomy places the organism in Eukaryota, Ciliophora, Heterotrichea, Heterotrichida, Blepharismidae. The record is from the annotation of a GenBank genome assembly.
AUGAACAAGCUAAAAGAGCAAAAAAGGCAAAAAAAGCAAAAAAGACAAAGAAGGCAAAAAAAGGCAAAAGAAGCAAAGGCGGCAAGAAUAGCAAAAGUAACAAAAGUAGCAAAGGUAAUAAAAGUGGCAAAAGUGGCAAAGGGAGCAAAAGAGGCAAGAAAGGCAAAAAGGGCAAAAGAGGAAAAAAAGACAAAAAAAGGAAAAAGAGAUGGGUGCAAAUUCAGUUGUCAAAGGGGAAAAGACGAAAAGUGGUGUAAAAUCCUGGAAAAAAAAGGAAAAAACCCAAGUAGUUAG